UUUGUGAGACAGCAACAAUUAUUAUUAGUUUCAAAUCAGUGGUCAUUCAUUCUUGUAUUCUUUGCAGGACUCGCGUAUUUAGUACGAUCCUUUGGAACAUGCAGUGAUGUGGCGAUAUUUUGUAGUUUUCCUCGCGUGUCUUGAGCUGAAAGUAUCAGCGGAGGGACGUGAUUCGUUCCACGAGCAGCUUCUGUUGAAACCAUUACCGUCAGGGAAAGUUCUUGCACAUUUUCAAUUUGUUGUUCAGAGCAACGCAGAUUUCAGGCAGGAAGAGGAUUUUGUCCACUUCCACCUGUUCCCGCGCUCACUGGGUCAGCUCAUCUCAACGUAUGGCGUGCAGGAGCUGCAUGUGUCGCUGACGCAAGGCCUGUGGCGUACUGAAGACUGGGGCUACCCAGUACGCUCGGCACCACCGGGUGCUGAGGCUUAUGCCUGGUUUGCUACGAAUAGUAGCUUGGAUGAGCGAUGGCGUGAUGUGACGAAUGGCCUAUCCGGUCUUCUGUGCGCAUCGCUCAGCUCCAUCAACAGUGCAGGCACUGCACAGCCACGUAGGACACUGGAGCCAGAGGGUCUAGAUCAAGGCAAUCCUUCGUCUCGACUACGCUACUCUAGUCUUCCGAGGGAGAUAGUUUGCACUGAGAAUCUCACGCCCUUCAAGAAGCUCUUGCCAUGCAGUGAUAAGUCUGGCAUAGCUCAGCUGCUGAGCGCAAAGAGUGUGAUGGAUGGUGUGUAUCGGUCAUUGGCGCUUCACGUACGGCCAAUCUGCAGGGUGUCUAGUGAUAUCGAGUGUACAUCACUAGGUCUGGAGUUAAGUCUGAGCCUCACGCAGGUAGUGGACCUGCUAUCGUAUCACUCCACGCCCAACUGGAGCUUGAAGAAGCUGUUUCGUAGUCAGCUGCCCAGUGCCUGUCCUCUAGCAACAGUCAGCAGAGCAAUGGUUGACAUCACGCAGAAUCAGACCCUGUACGAAGCUUCUGUGACGCCCAAGCCAUCAUCCACACAAGUGCUCACACUCUUUGGGCAUCAGCACACAUUGGCAGUAUAUGACGCUCAUAAAAUUAACUCUAGUCGCCCUGUGAACAUCAUCUGGCGCUAUUCCACCCCUGAGACCUAUGCCAAGGUACCAAAGCCUGUGUUCUUCAUCGAGCGUUUAGCUACUGGCUAUGGUGAUCAAGAUGGUGGAUUGUUGGUACGCCUGCAUAAUACUCACCCAGACAAUACACUCUCGCUUACCUACAUGGAAACGACACUCUGGUACUUUCGCCUUCUGCUGCACACCAUGCAGGCAACAGUGAACGGACAGCCAGUCGAUCUUUGGCCAAACCUGACGUACGUGGCAGCUAAAGACCGUAAGAAACCCCACCAGCUCGAAUUUGAUCUGCAACUUCCUCCCAGUUCGGUUCUGGAAAUCCGCAUGGAGUUCGACAAAGCCUUCCAGAUCUGGAACGAGUUCCCGCCUGACGCUCAUCAUGGAUUCUACAUGAGUUCUGGUGUGGCACGUGUUCUCAACUUGAAGUCAAUCAAUGCCUCCGGCCUACUAGGACUACCACAGUCUUUUGUCAUGCCAUGGCAAAGUAGUCACGAGUCAUUGCUGGUUCAUUCACCACCGCUGCUGAUCAUGCUGCCCACGCCGGAUUUCAGCAUGCCGUACAAUGUCAUUUGCCUGUCCUGCACCGUUGUGGCGAUAGCGUUCGGCAGCAUGCACAACUUGUCCAUCAAGAGGUUUACGCUUCAAGCUGCCGCAUCAACAUCGCUGAAAGAUCGCAUCCUGAAACUCUUUCGCCGGGGUACUGCACAGAGCUAAGGUAUCUUUGACUCGCUUAGCUGGAGUACGACUCGUACCAGGUGUCUGGUUUGUAGUAACCCUGUUUACAAGAAUUUGUACAGAUCGCAAAGUUGUUGUUGAACUUGACAAGUACCGUAUUUUUCCGGUUAUAAGUCGACCUGUUACGACAUUAUGACGGUAAAAUACGGUACAUGUGCUGUGUUUACCAAGCUUCCUUCUUGCCAGAUCUCCUCAGCUCGGUAAACCCUCACUAUUGCCCAACUAGAAAUACGACUAGGGGUAGAUCUACUCCCUGGCCUCGAUCGUUUAGCGUUCCAUAUUCUCCUCUUAUUCUCCUGUCUAUAUUUUUUUCCUGCUCAGCCGAUGCCAAAGUGACGUAGGCAUCCCGGGGAUUGUGUGCUGGCGUAUUUCACAACCCUUCACAACCCUUGUUUUCUAACCCAACCUUUGACGUAUCCUCUUGUACAUCCCUUUGAAGUCAUUGCGUGUACUCCCUUCCCAUGUACAUACUAGUACUUGCAUUUAUUUGAUAUUUUGUUAGAGCUGUUCGUGUAGCUAUUGUACAGUGUUUUUGGCUGGCUAUUUACAAUGCACUUGUCACGCGUUAUGAGUAUAAUGUUACAGAGCGGCUUGUCUUGUAAAUACAGACGGUGUGCGUUCAGGAGCCAACAAGCCUGCUUGUACAUGUGUAAGCAUUUUGA
Sycon ciliatum is the source of this 2487-nucleotide messenger RNA. Its product is annotated as GPI transamidase component PIG-T-like. Bases 107 to 1804 code for a protein of 565 amino acids. Gene Ontology annotation, cellular component: GPI-anchor transamidase complex. The transcript has 14 exons. Lineage: Eukaryota; Metazoa; Porifera; Calcarea; Leucosolenida; Sycettidae. The record is from RefSeq and is a predicted model, not a curated record. Gene Ontology annotation, biological process: attachment of GPI anchor to protein.